CCCCCUUGCGUCUGCACCGGUUCUGUCCGCGUGUCCCGCCGCAGCAUGGCCACCACCAAGCGCUUUCCCACGCUCGUGCAGCUGGAGCAGCGGGGCGGGGCGCCGUUCCAGGUGCUGGGCGACAGCGCCAAGCAGCCCUACUGGUUCCACGUUGAGUACCUCAAGAGCCCGAAGACGGUUCACCUCGAGGCGUGGCUGGUGGAAGCGAUCUUCGGCCCCGGCGGAGAGCACAUUCCGCACGUCGAGUGUGUGUCGCAGACCCUGCUUCGCAUUAACCAGUGGGAUCCCGAAGGCGAGGCCGAGAUCCUGAUCUUUGGCCGGCCUUCUUACCAAAAGGAUGUGUCCAAGAUGAUCAUGAACUUGGCUCACUACCACCGCCAACUCCGGGCACAAGGUUCGCUGAAGAACGCUGCCCAGCAGGCCGAGCUGUCGAGCUUCUCCGCUGCAGUCCGGAUGGCUAUGCUCCAGGCCUCCCCCGACAAAGUCCGAGUGGUCAAGACCCAGAGAUCCCCCGACAAAGUUCGGGAGGCCGCGACCCAGCGGUCCCCCGACGCUGCUCAAGAGAAGGCGACCCAGCGGUCCCCCGACGCUGUCCAGGAGAAGGCGACUCAGCGGUCCCCUGACGCUGUCCAAGAGAAGGCGACCCAGCGGUCCCCCGACGCUGUUCAAGAGAAGGGGACCCAGCGGUCCCCCGACGCUGUUCAAGAGAAGGGGACCCAGCGGUCCCCUGACGCUGUUCAAGAGAAGGCGACUCAGCGGUCCCCCGACGCUGUCUGGGAGGUGGCGACCCAGCUGUUCCCCAACACAGUCUAGGCGGCGGCGACCCAGAGCUCCCCCAACACUACCCAGAGCCCAGUUCCCAGGUUGUGAAGGCAUUUCGGGGCCCCGGAGCGCGAGCCAAGCAAGGUUCAAGCGAAAACCCCUCUCUGGGGCCCUAUUCUAGGUCCUGCUUCUGCAGCAGAAGCUGGGGAAAGGAAAGGGUGGUGUGGGAUGUUCCUGGUUUCCCCUCCCCACCCCAAUGUUAAAUGUUUGCAAGCACAAAUCUAAAAUUGUAACAAAAGAAUCGAAUUUCCUUAAUAAA
This is a messenger RNA of Myotis davidii, 1081 nucleotides long. RefSeq names its product KH domain containing 3-like, subcortical maternal complex member (gene KHDC3L). The transcript is spliced from 3 exons. Lineage: Eukaryota; Metazoa; Chordata; Mammalia; Chiroptera; Vespertilionidae. The record is from RefSeq and is a predicted model, not a curated record. The coding region runs from base 46 to 813 and encodes 255 amino acids. Gene Ontology annotation, molecular function: RNA binding. Gene Ontology annotation, cellular component: apical cortex; protein-containing complex.